AUGUAUAUGUGUAAGGUUUUAAGUGUAUUCUGUUACUUUGUUUUAUAUGUUUUAAUCGCAAAUAAUGUUAAUAUUUCAACUAGAGUUGAGUGUAUAUAUAGAAAUACCAGAUUGACAUGUCUCAAAUCACCGCUCUCUUUCAUUCCUUCUAAUUUACAAAGAAAAUCUUUAAAUCGAAAGUCACAGCCACUUAAGGUUACGAGGGUGUUAUCAAGACUGAAGGAUGAUCUGAGCAUCGAUCCGGAAAAUUUAAACCUCUCUGGAAACGAAAAUGACUAUAAAUCAGUGUCUGAAAGAAUGGAAAAAGAAAAUGCAGUAUAUAUAGACAACACAGAUCAUAUGUCCGAAUUAACAGAAGGUGUAGAAUCGUCGGACGAUAACAAAUAUUUCGACUGGGAUUCAAUAACUAAAACAACAGAAACCGAAGGUUCUGAAAAGAGUCUGGAAGAAAAUAAGGAGUAUGAGAAUGAGGAGAUUAAAACAGUGACCACCAACGUGGACGGUAAAUCGACAGAGGAUAUAGAAAGAGGAGAAAGGCCGGCACUGUACGGUUCAGGGUUAAAUACCGAGUUGAACGUGGAAGAAUACGAAAUAGGAGUGUCAAACGGUAGAAUCAACGAGUGGCCAGUGGAAUGGGCGCCAGGGAAGAAGGUGCUCUCGUUCUUCCCAAUACUGAUCGACCAGUACUCGCUGAACCCGAACCCGCUGCAGCUGGGAUUUGAAGACUCUAUUAGAUUUAGAGGAAAGCACGUGGAAAGCAUAUUUAACUCAAUAAUAGAUAAGCUGGGAGAAAAGGAAGUAUACGGAUUGUGCUUUUUAAGUCCAGAGUCGUUGCAACUGGCACCACUGGCAGUGUACGCAGAACUAAUAUCGAAGAAGGUAGUAGUAGACGGAUCAGGAGAGAACCUGAUAGUGACAGGAAGAGUGCUAGGAAGAGUGCUGAUCAACAGAGUGGUGCUGGAAGAGCCGUUCAUAAAGGCACUGGUGUCACCGUACGAAGACGAGCCGGUGUUGAAGGAACCAGAAAACGUGCCAAAACUAGUGGACGAAAUAGUUAACCUGUACGAAACGUGCAACACAGCAGAAGCAGAAAUCAUGCAACUGCUGGAGCAGCCUUACGCACACACGAGAGUGAAGAACAGAAGUAAGCUCUUCGACGUCAUCGACGACAGGCUGAACAAGUUCAACAUCGAAAACACAAUCAACCAGGGAUUCGCACAAAUAGCAGCAUACGCAGCAUUCGACUACCACCUUAACGCGUCGGAAAGGUACGACGCACUGGCAAUGCAGAACACAGAGGAUAGGCUGCGCUUCGUGAGAGACACGCUGAAGUUCAAGGGGAAGCAGCUGAGCAUAGUUAAAAACUCGCCGAAAGAGAGGCUGACGGACCUGGUGAAGCAGCUGAAAAACUUCCAAAACAACAGAGACUCAAUAUAUAACUUCCAAGACCAGAACGAAGUGUCAGCGAAAACAAAGGAAGACGUAGCAGUGGGAAACAACCAGCCGGCAGAAGAGCCAAAGUAA
Theileria orientalis strain Shintoku is the source of this 1524-nucleotide messenger RNA. RefSeq lists its product as hypothetical. Bases 1 to 1524 code for a protein of 507 amino acids. The transcript is spliced from 2 exons. The record is from RefSeq and is a predicted model, not a curated record. Lineage: Eukaryota; Apicomplexa; Aconoidasida; Piroplasmida; Theileriidae.